Helicoverpa zea (corn earworm) is the source of this 4710-nucleotide messenger RNA. It is a transcript of the gene cher, whose product is annotated as filamin-A. NCBI's taxonomy places the organism in Eukaryota, Metazoa, Arthropoda, Insecta, Lepidoptera, Noctuidae. The record is from RefSeq and is a predicted model, not a curated record. The transcript is spliced from 19 exons. Gene Ontology annotation, biological process: actin cytoskeleton organization. Gene Ontology annotation, molecular function: actin filament binding. Bases 143 to 2914 code for a protein of 923 amino acids.
CCGCUGCCUAGUCUCAACGGACGCGUUAACCCGUACGGUACAUUCAAGAGGUUUUUUUAAGUGCAAAGUGUAAAGUGAAUAAGUGCUGGUAAAUUCUUACGGUCCGUGUUAUCAUGGCGCCAAAGAAACCCAUUCUAUAUAAAUGGCGUUUGUAAGUGAACUCUGGAAUUCUCUCGUUGGCGGCAACGACAAGCAGGACGCUUGGCACGAAUUAUCUCGGUACUACUUCGAUGACAGUAGAAAAUACUUCUCAGUAUCAGAGAUUGACCAGGAAGCUAUACCGAUAGUGUUCUCCGAAACCCAUAAGAUUAGUUUCAAUAGACACGGGUUUGGAUACGAUUUUACGCCGUUGAAUUUCGUCACAGUUUAUCAUAUUGAUAGUAGAAGAGCCGAGGUCAAAAUGCCAUCAGGCCACAUAGACCAGCCUCAGAUCGAGGACAACAGAGACGGUACUGUCAGCAUCAAGUAUGAGCCUCGCGAGGAGGGAGUUCACGAGCUUCUCGUCAAGUACAAUGGUGAACAUGUGCAAGGCUCUCCCUACAAGUUCCACGUAGACUCCAUAUCCUCAGGCUACGUCACAGCCUACGGCCCUGGUCUAAUCAAUGGUGUCAGCGGUGAGCCCAGCGAGUUCACCAUCAGCACCAAGGGAGCCGGCUCUGGUGGGCUUUCCAUGGCUGUGGAGGGACCUAGCAAGGCUGAGAUCACCUGCCAUGACAACAAGGACGGUACCGUGUCGGUGUCCUACUUGCCGACUGCUCCUGGGGAGUACAAGAUCUCCGUCAGGUUUGGAGACAAGCACAUCAAGGGCUCGCCUUACACUGCUAAGGUGACUGGUGAGGGUCGCAAGAGGAACCAGAUCUCGGUGGGCAGCUGCAGUGAAGUCACCCUCCCUGGCAAGAUCAGUGACAAUGACAUCCGUACCCUCAACGCUUCCAUUCAGGCGCCUUCAGGUCUUGAAGAGCCCUGCUUCCUCAAACGUCUGCCAUCUGGCAACAUUGGCAUCAGCUUCACUCCUCGCGAGGCUGGUCAGCACAUCGUCUCCGUCAAGAAGAUGGGAGUCCACAUCCAGAACUCUCCAUUCAACAUCACUGUGCUGGCUCAGGAAGUUGGUGAUGCUAAGAAAGUCAAGGUUUCUGGCACCGCGCUGAAGGAAGGCAAGACCCACAGUGAGAACACCUUCUCAGUAGACACCAGGAAUGCUGGUUAUGGUGGUCUUUCCCUCUCCAUUGAAGGUCCCAGCAAGGCUGAGAUCCAGUGUGCCGACAGCAAGGAUGGAGUAUUGGCUAUCAGCUACAAGCCCACAGAGCCAGGAUACUAUAUCGUCAACCUGAAGUUCGCUGAUCAUCACGUGGAAGGAUCUCCCUUCACUGUCAAGGUGACUGGUGAGGGUAGCAACAGGCAGCGAGAGAAGAUCCAGAGGCAGAGGGACCCUGCUCCUCUCACGGAGGUCGGCACCAACUGCAAGCUCACCUUCAAGAUGCCUGGCAUCACGUCCUUCGACCUGGCAGCCACCGUGACCAGCCCUGGUGGAGUCUCCGAAGAUGCUGAGAUCCAGGAGGUGGAAGACGGCCUCUACUCCGUCCACUUCGUGCCCAAGGAGUUGGGAGUCCACACCGUGUCUGUCAAGUACAGGGAGAUCCAUAUUCCUGGAUCACCCUUCCAGUUCACAGUAGGACCUCUGCGUGACUCCGGAGCUCACUUAGUCAAAGCUGGAGGCCCCGGCCUCGAGAGGGGUGAAGCCGGGCGCUUCAACGAGUUCAACGUAUGGACCAGGGAGGCCGGAGCAGGCCAGCUCGCGAUCUCUCUGGAGGGACCUAGUAAGGCUGAAAUAGACUUCAAGGAUAGGAAGGAUGGAUCCUGUGAUGUGUCUUACAAAGUUGAGGAGCCUGGUGAAUACCGCAUCGGUCUCAAGUUCAACGAGCAGCACAUCCCUGACUCUCCCUUCAAGGUGUACAUCUCGCCAGCAGUGGGAGACGCUCACCUGCUGGAGGUUGCCCAGUUCCCAGACUCCGCGCAAGUGGACAAGCCCACCCAGUUCUAUAUCAGGCUCAACGGCGCUAAGGGUAGCUUGGAUGGCAGGGUAAUCUCCCCGUCAGGCAAGACUGACGACUGCUUCAUCCAGAACAUCGAUGGAGACCAGUACAGUAUCAGGUUCAUGCCAAGGGAGAAUGGAGUACACAACAUCAACGUCAAAUUCAAUGGUGUCCAUAUUCCGGCUUCUCCUUUGAGGAUUAAGGUUGGAAAGGAUGAUGCUGACCCCGCGGCAGUCCACGCUCACGGUCCUGGUUUGGGAUCCGUAAAGACUGGUGUGAAGACAGACCUUAUUAUUGACACCUGCAAUGCUGGCGUUGGUCUACUGGCUGUCACCAUGGACGGACCUUCCAGGGUCGCCAUGGACUGCACAGACGUCGACGAGGGUUACAAGGUGCGAUACACGCCUCUUGCCCCCGGCUUCUACUACAUGAGCAUAAAGUACAACGGUGCUCACAUCGUCGGCUCUCCGUUCAAGAUCGAAGCUACUGGUGCAAACCUAGCAGAAAUCGGAGCCCAAGAAACAUCAUCAGUGACAGUAGAAACAGUUCAGAAGGUGGCCAAGUCCAUGCAGAAGCAGGGUCCAGUACUGCCAGCCUUCAAGUCUGAUGCUACGAAGGUGACCAGCAAGGGCAUGGGUCUGAAGAAGGCAUAUCUGAAUAAGCACAACCAGUUUACCGUUCAUGCUGGUGAUGCUGGUAACAACAUCCUCUACGUCGGUAUCUAUGGCCCCAAGGGUCCCUGUGACGAGGUCCAGCUCAAGCAUAAAGGUAAGAACAACUAUGAAUGCUGGUACGUCGUCAGAGACAGGGGAGAUUACAUCGUCAUCGUCAAGUGGGGAGAUGAACAUAUUCCCGGAUCCCCCUACAAGGUUGAGGUUUAAGGGAUGAAAGGAGAUGGUUGCGAAUAUAGUUUCUGUAUCUAAUUUUGGAUCUGUCACUCCACCUAGUUCUUUGUCUAAUCAAAAAUCUUCGUCUGUAUCGAUGUACAUUUCUCAGCGACAGUAAUUCUUGGUAAGGUUAUCAAAAUUUUGAAUUUUCUGUAUGCGCAAUCAUAGUUAGUUGAAUAAGUUAUUUCCUUAAAACAUAUUGAGAUAUAGACUUUGAUUAUGCAUCGAUUAAAUUAACUAUAGAGAAAGAAGUAUUAUAUUUUUGAUGAGUAGAAUGCUCUGGUAAAAACGUAAAUAAAAGAAUCAAAGUACGGACUAUAAGCAAUAAAGACAAAAAUAUUAUUAAUAAUUGUGAACUCCUUAUGAGUUAUUAUUUCUUAGCUAUAUCUAAAUAUGUUUUAAGUUUUAUAUAUUUUAUCAUCAAAAGCUUGAUUAUACUGAAGGAUAACGAAAAGGUUUCUUUAUCCAUCUUCUUUGAUUGAUCUCUUAAAUAUUGUGGCUUUUUGGCUGUUUUCAUCUUGUGGUGUGGUGAUCAUGAAUUCUGUUUUAUUAUCAACUGAACGAUUAAAAUUAACUAUAAUUCUAUCAACAUUAGCUGGUUUAUUCAAUCCAUUAUACUUUUGGUCCCUGAAGAUAUUAAUACCAGUAUCCAAUCUGGACCUUACCAACUAGCCAUUUGAUUAUAUUUUCAGUGUCAAUCACCAAAUUGUGGGAUGAUCUCAGUGAAAAUUUCACAGAUUAGACACAUUUUGUUGUUAGUCUAAACCUUUUCUGUAUCCGUUCUGUGUUUUUCUUGAUCCUUCACUAUAUGUAAUUUAUUUAAAUUCAUCAAGUUUGUCAUCGCAAUUUCCUAUUACAUUUAAGCAUUUUCAGAAAUUCUAACCAUUUAAGAUAUACGUACUUAAAUAAAUAAUAAAAAAAACAUAAAUUCUUUGUUUUUGUUUUGCGACAACAAUGUCGAAUUGUCGUUUGUAAUGUCGAUAGAUUAUUGUGAUCUUAUUUCUUUACUUUGUUUUGUUUUUACAAACGGAGUUAUUUUUGUUUAUUUUUUAUUUGCUUAUUUAGAAGUGGUAGGCGUAUUUGUGUAACUCCAUUCAAAAAUUGUUUUAUUUUUUCUAAAACCUGCGUCGUGUCGCGUCUAUAUUUUGCUCAGACUGAAUUUCAUUAUAUAGUGUUGCAAUUUUUCUAUCGAUAUUUUAUACUGACAGUUGACACUGAAAUAUUUCUUGUGUUUGUCGAAGUUAUUUUUGUUUGCUUAAUAACUUCGACAAAUAAAAGUUAUUAUUUCAAGUUGUCGUAUUACAGUAUUCUGGCCAAUUUUAUAUGUUUCUCGUUUAGUAUUUAGGGCGACUAAAUGACAAUACAUAUAAAGUAUUAACUCAAAAAUAUUCCCUUUAUUUUAUAAGUUUUGCGAGACACAAUUUUCUUGCCAAUAAUUUUAGCGAAUUUUAUUGUUUAUUUUAUUUUUUAAAAAUUCCUCUACGUCUUUUUUUAUUAAAAGUUUUUCAAUUGUUAGAGGAUUUUUUUUGGAAUUCGCUAGUAAUUGUUGGCCUCAAGCUUUUGGUAGAUAUUUUAUUUUUUUUGAAUUUCUACAAAAAGUUUGAUUAGUUUAUUAUGUCUCAGCCUUCUCAUAUAAGUAUUAUGUAUUGCUUUCAAUUUUUUGUAUGGUUUGUGUAUGGACUUUGCCUACGUAGGUAGUAUGAUCCCUUAUUUGUAAAUACCUAUUUUAAGUGUUUAAUUAUUAAAUGUAUUUUGCGACUGUUAACUAAAUAAAAAGAGGAAAGUUCUAA